UCAAACAACAACCUCCAAGGAGCAACAAAGCGGUACCAUACAGUACUGGAGAACACAGAACCACCACCAUCGUCCAGCUUCAGACCAUGAGAGAGUCUCAUGACUAGCUAGCUGGCUAGUAGUGCAGUAGUUUCUCUCUUCAGUCCCCAUCCAAAGGAGAGGUCGAAGAAGCCAGAGGAAGAAAGCUGGUAAGGGGGACAAGUCCAUCAUCCAGGGGGGAGGAAGAGGACGCCUGCAGUAUAGUAUAGUACCGCACAUACAUUUGGAGUUGCCCUGUGCAUGAUCAUCAAAGGAGACGUCAUUGAUUUUCUACUAGCACAUCAUCCGGAGGAUCAAACCUCCCUUAUUUGGACUGGACACAGGACAACCACAGCAAGGACAUACGAGCCCACGCCUAGAAGUUCCCACGCGAAGGGGGCGGGGGCCCCGCCGCCUUUGGGCGGUUCUACUAGUAGUAGACGAGGAGGAAGGAAAAGAGGAUUGGAAAUAAAGAAAGUUGAAAUAGUAGGAAAAGGAGACAAAACAAGAGAAGAGGAAAGCGAUAGCGAAGAUUCGAUUUGGAGUAACAGCAGUUGUAGCUCUGGAAACACCACCACCACAACAACAUCUACAAGUAGUAGCGACGACGACAAGAACGAAACAGACGACAACAUGAAUUGGUUCAGUGGUGCCGCCAAGAAAAAGGCGGAAGAAGAUGCCGCCAAGGCAGCGGCUGCCCAAAAGACAAUGGAGGCUGAAAUUCGACAGCUGUACGAAAUUGGGACACAGCGAGAAGCACUGGAAGGAAUGUUCAGUAAGGAGGAUGUGGACCGAGUAGUGGAACAAAUCGACAAAGAACGGGCUCUCUUGGCCAUGUUGGAAGCCGAGCAAAAGGCCGAAGACGAAAAAAAGGCCAAAGAAAAGGCGGAGCGCAUGCGGGAAAUUCGAGAACUGUACGAAGCGGGCACGCAAGCGGCCAUGUUGGAACAGUUGCAUGAUCCCGGAGAAGUGCAGGAAGUGGUGGAAAUCAUGGAAAAGGAAAAGGCGGAAGAAGAAGCAGCGGCAGCUCAAGCAGCGGCAGAGGAAGCAGCAGCUGCAAAGGCGGAAGAUUCAGAUCAUGACAUGACCGAAGAAGAACGAGCCGAAAUGAUUGAGGACAUCAAAUCCAUGCUUCGAACCAACACCAAAAUGAAAACAAUCGAAUCGUUGUUCAAAACGAGGUACAUUGAAGAAGGACAACGCAUCUUGAAAAAGGAACGAGUGCAAGAACAAGCCAAGGAAAUUGAAAAGGCAGUGGCUGGCAUUCAACCCCAUUCCAAAUUGGUGCUCCAUUUGAAGGGACUGGACGAUUUGGAUGUCGCCCGGCCAGUCUUUCACAUAGCCUGUGAAUCCAAAGAUGGCGCGUGGAAGGUGAUUCAUAAAUCGCAACCGUUCUCGGAGGACGAUAAUGCGUGGCCAACUAGCAAGAUUCGGCUCGAAAAGAUUUUGGAGGAUCGAGCCACUACCUCAUCGGCCACGGUACGCAUCAAAUUGUUGGAGGAACAAGGCGACGAUGGUCGUUUUCUCGCGGUUGGACAUGUCGAUACGACAGUGCCAGAGUUAUUAAAGCGAGCAAUUCAACAAAAGGAUUUGGACGAAGCAGGCGGAGACGACCAGGAAGAAGAACAGGAAAAACUUGCACUGGACAUUCAAGAUCGGAAACACAAUACUGUGGCGUCGCUGAUCGUUGCCGAGGCGUCCGUCUACACGCAUCAGGAAACAUCGGAAGAAAAGAACGCCAAGAACAAAAUCAACAAAUCCUUGGCCAAACUUGGUCAAGAAUCCAAAUUGUUGCUAUCUCUUCGGGCCGUGAAUACAGAAGAGCUAGGAGAUGCGGAGCUUCAGGCUUUCAUGCAGGUGGAGACACAGUCAAAGCCGAGAGGACCCUGGGAAGUGCAGUACACGUCAGAGCACAUUGAUAUUGACAAUACACUAGAAUGGAAACCAGCAAAGUUAUCCUGCCGAUCGGUGCUCUGGGAGGGUGGAAGACUAUCCCCGCUACGGAUAUCCAUGAUGGAUUGGAACGAUGGAAAAACACCCAACACUCUGGGGUCAUUUGUGGCAACGUUGGACGAGUUGCUGUGGCGUUCAGAAUCCAAUAAAGUGUCCUCAAAGACGCUGGAUGACGAAGAUCGCAUGUUCCCCUGCAUCGAUGAGGAUAACGAUGAUGAAUAUGCGUCCAUCAUUGUCCAGGAAGCAUCGAUUCUUGAAAUGUCCGCGGAGGAGAAGGCCUUACGUGCCGACAUUACAGAACGCCUGGAAAACCUUGAGGAACACUCUCGGCUGCACAUUACCUUGAAGGGUGUAGACUUGAAAGCAAUGAAAGAGGGCAUGUUUGGAAAUUACUCGGAUCCCUUUUUCGAGGUCUCUGGAUUGGGUAGCAAUGGGUGGAACACUGUAUAUACGUCGGAGACUAUCAACGACAACGUGAAUCCCGAGUGGAAGCAAGGGAGACUUUCGUUCGACAAGCUAUUGGAUUGUGGUGAUUCUGCGACAAUGAUUCGAAUAAUUUUGAUGGACGCGGAGGAAAAUGGGGAUCACCGCCGCAUUGGUUUUCUGGACACGACACUAUUUGAUCUUUUGUUGUGUUCCGAGUCCUCGAUUGCUGCCAGCGCCAUGGCCGAUGACCUACCGUUCACCUGCAUUGACGAAUCAGGCCAAAGCAUCGGGUCGAUCAUUGUGGUGGAUGCAGACAUUGUGGGAGAAAGCACCGAAGAAAAGAAGUCUCGUGCCGAAAUUGCCGAAAUGCUUAGCACUAUUGACGAAUAUUCGGCCUUGGUUUUGUAUCUGAAAGGAACCGAUCUCGUCAACAUGGAUGGUCUACUUGGGGUUUCAGAUCCGUUCUACGUUGUUUUGUCUCGGGGGGACUCUGACGGCCAAUGGGAAAGGGUCUACCGGUCCGAACAUAUAGAUGACAACCAGUCCCCGGUCUGGGGCAGGGCAAGAAUAUCUCUGAAGAAACUUCUGAAAGGUGACGUCAACAAGAAGCUUCGAAUUGAAAUGUACGAUUGGCAGGAAAGUGAAUCUCACCAGGCAAUGGGGUGGUUCCACACAACGCUGAACGAGCUGUUAUGGCGCUCGAAGACGAAUGCUGCAGCGAAGGCAGUCGGAGAAGACGAACCAUUCGUGUGUCGGGAUGGUGCGGAUGCCGUCUACGGAUCGAUUAUGGUUGACAGUGCGAAGGUGGUAACAGAGAAUGCCGCAGAGAAGGAAGCGCGAAAAGAAAUAGUCCAGACGCUGGAACAAAUGGACGAAUACACAAGGCUCCGCUUUACGAUGCGAGGGACAAAUCUAGUCAACAUGGACGGGUUCCUUGGAGUGUCCGACCCCUUCUUUGAAUUGAAGACGCAGGAUGACGAAGGAGAAUGGACGACGGUUUUCAAAUCCAACCACAUCGUCGACAACCAUGAACCUUUGUGGCUAGCGGCGACAAUCCCAAUUCAGAAAUUGCUUAGAGGACAGGUGAACCGGACAAUCCGAGUAACCAUGACGGAUUGGCAAGAAGACGGAGCUCACCAACCAAUGGGAUUCUUCGAAACAAACCUCUUAGAGUUUCUUUGGUUCGCGGAGAGUAAUAAGGCUGCGGUGUCGCUGGGCGAACAUAGGACAUUCCUCUGCAGGGAUGGCAAUGACAACCAGUAUGGUUCACUUGCAAUCGUAGAUGCGGCUGUCGUCAUGGACUCUCCAGAAGAGAGUGAAGGAAGGAAGAUGAUCAAGUCACAUCUGGAAAAGGUGCAAGAGGGAUCAAAUCUGACAGUGGAACUGAAGGGGAAAGACUUAGCCAACGUCGAAGGUAUGUGGGGUUGCUCUGAUCCCUUUGUGGAGUUCGCUGCAAAGACCGAAUCUGGUGAAUGGCAGACUAUCUAUAGGUCCGAGCACGUGGAGAACAAUUUGAAUCCAGAGUGGAAGCCUGCCAUAAUUCCACUAGCAGCAUUGUUGAAAGGAGAUAUUGACAGGGAUCUUAAGGUGUCCCUCUUUGACUGGGAGUCCAGUGGAAAUCAUCAGACAAUGGGCUACUUUGAAACUUCAAUUCAAGAAUUGCUAUGGCGUUCCCAAACGAACGAAGCUUCGAAAACACCCAUGAGCGAGCGCUCCUUCGUGGCAAAGGCCGACGAUGGCGAAGUGUUUGGCAACAUCAUUGUGGCAUCUGCGUCGCUGGACACACUUGAGAAGAUCGUGGUUAAUAUGAAGAAAGAAAUACCAGACAAUGGCGCAAAUGCCCAUGCUGAAACCUCAGACUCAAUGGAGCCUAUCAUGCCAGCGGGUUCGGAGCUCCUGUUGACAAUGAAAGGAGUCAAUCUAGAGAAUGUGGAAGGAUGGUUUGGCUGCAGUGAUCCAUUUUUUACUGUUUCUGUUGCGGCAGAUGAUCUGUCGGUGAAAAAGGAGUGGCAGAGAAUUCACAAGUCAGAGUACUUGGAGAAUUCCUUGAACCCUGAAUGGAAACAGGCUGCAAUCUCAAUGGACUCGUUGAAGGGAAAUGACAUUGACGCGUGCCUUCUUAUUUCCGUGUUUGAUUGGGAGGAAAACGAUGAGCACAACCCAAUGGGAUUCUUCGAAACCAGCGUGAGGGAUCUUUUGAAGCAUGCGGAGGCGUUUUCAGCAGAUGAUUCGAGAGUUGCAGAGUCAAUGUACACUCUCCGCGAUGCUGACGGCAAAGAAUAUGGAACCAUUGUCAUCACUGGCGCAAACAUGAAGAAGCCUCCUCCUCCGAAGCAAGCAGAACCACCGGAAGUCAUUCCCGAUCCUGUUCCGCCAACACCCGAGAGUAGUGACAAGGUGAACACUGAAAGUACUCCAAUGAAUGGCUCCGAAACAAACACGCCGAAGGCGGAACCAGAAAAAGACUCCGACAUUAUCUACGGCGACGUUGACCUUUCCGAUAGCUUCAGCUCAGGGUCACACUCGGGCGGGGAAGAUGAUGGCUCUCACGGUGACGACGGGAGCUUCAUUAGCGAAAGAACGGGCGACUAUAGUCGUGAUGGAGAUGAUUUCAGUGGCGAUGGAAGCGACCGCGGUGACGAUGAUCAGGACGGUGGAGAGCCGAUUCCUCCUGGGCUCAAGAAGUUGCAUGAAGGUUCAGAGCUCACUUUGUCUCUGAUGGGGGCCGAACUGGGAGGCAGCCAAGGAUGCGAUUUUCCAUUUUAUGAAAUUGACGUUUUGCUUGAGGGUGAUGAUGACUCCUGGGAUAAUGUGUAUGCUUCUGAACACCUUGAGCCAGAUAUGCCCAUAAUAUGGAAACCAGCUUCCAUCCCUCUCGAUUUUCUCAUGGAUGGCACAUUUGAUCGAGUGCUUCGCAUUUCUUUGUUUGAUUGGGACGAAAGUGGCGACAACGCUUUCAUUGGUGAUUUUGAAACCACUGUUCCCGAGUUGCUCAACCGGGUUGAAACGGGCAAGGAAGUCAUUUAUAUUCUUGAGGAUGAAGACGGCAACGAGCAAGGCGAUAUGACUGUUCUGGCUGCAGUACUGGUCGUACCCGAGCCAGAGAAGGUCAUGUGCUUGACUCUGGAAGGAAAGGAUUUGGCCCAUUGUUCCAAUCCUUUCUUUGAGGUUCUCGAACAGGAUGCUGGAGAUUGGAAACCCGUAUACCGUUCGGACCACGUGAAGGACACGAGCCCUCGUUGGCCAAGGUCCAUUGUCGGCGUUGGCGAAGACAUGGACCGACCUAUGCGCAUCUCACUGUUCGACUGGAGUAAAGAUGGCGACCACGAGCAUUUGGGUGACUUCGAGACGACAGCCAACGACCUGCUUGAUAUGGGAUUGGACGGUGGCUCCAGUAAGUUCUUUGUGAAGGACGAUUCGGGAGAGCUGAUUGGUAAGGUUUUUGUCAGGGAAGCCUACCUGGAAGACAAGGACAAGGUUGCUGAUGACCACCAAGAAACAACGAACGCGGACAAUGAGAGCGUCGCCGAAUCUUUCGUUUCUGGUCAAGACAUGGAUGAUGCAUCUGCGAUCAGCAGGGAUAGAUCAGAAGUUUCAUCAAGACACAGUGGCGGGCCGUCUGAAGCGUCCUUUUCCGGGACAGAUAACGAGCCCAGCCAAUCGAACCACGAUGGAUCCGAGAAACAGAUGGAUAUUGAUGAGGAUUCCGUGCACUCUGGUUCUGCAAUGGAUGAAGACCAUGGGAGCGUGAGUCCGUCCGAAGCCUCAACAAGCCACAGGGAGGGUACGUCGAAUCACGAGAGCUUUAGCCAUUCUGUUGCAUCAGCACAUUCUGGGGGCAAACCCGGGCAUGGCAGUGCUCGGAGCUUUAGCCAAUCAGGCCACUCUGGUCAUUCUGAUGGGGGAGACAAACAUGACGAUAGCCAAGUGGAUCACAGCCCUGCGCCGUCUGUACGAUCGGAGGUGUCUCGCUCUUCCCGACAGAGCUCUCACCAUAGCGAGCAUGAUAGCAGUGCUUCCUCGAUUGAUCCAGAGAAGAAGAGACGUCAAACCCUGAUGGAUAUUCGAGGGCUCUACGAGGCAGGAACCCCGCCAGAAACACUGGAACAAAUGUUCAGCCCCGCUGAUGUCGCAGAAGUUGCUGCUAUGGUUGAAAAGGACAAGAGCAGUGGUGAGGCCGACGACAAAUCUGUUGACUCGGGCAGUAGCGAACAAAAAGAGAAGGCAGACGAACCACCUGAGGCAACCAAGGAAGCGCCAAAGGAAAUGAAUGGUCUGGUCGCGGCAAGCGCCAGCGCAGUAGUUAGCACGGCUGCGGGUGUCGAUCCCGAUGUCGUGAAGAAGUUCGAGGACACCAUCGCAAAGCUGGAAUCGCAGAACGAGGUUCUUCAGUCAACGUGCGAUCAACUGAAAAAGGAAAUUGAAUCACUGGAGAAAAAAGAGCAACCCGGAAAGAAGGGCGGCGACGGGCAAUCGCAAAAUGCUGAUGCUUUGCAGUCACAGAAUGAUGCGUUACAAGCAACGUGUGACCAGCUUCGAAAGGAAAUUGAUGAUAUGCAGAAGAAGGAAACAACGAGCGAUCAACUCAAAAAGGAGAUUGAAGAAAUGGAAAAGAAAUGCAAGGACCUGCAAGAGGAAAACGACACGCUUGACGAAAAGAACACUUCACUCCAAGCCACUUGCGACGAAUUGACAAACUCGUUGAAAGAAGCUGAGCAGAAGAGCGGCAAAUUCGACGAACUUAAGGAAGCCAAUAGCGAGCUGAAGAAGGAGUACGAGGAGCUCCAAGACGAGCACAAGUCUCUAGAGGAAAAUUGUAGCUCCCUGCAAAAGAAGACCACAACGCUAGAGGCCACAAGCAACAAUCUGAAAGAGGAACUGGAGACGUUGCAAGAAACAGUAGAAGAUCUCGAGCGCCAAAACGCAGAGCUGGAGGAGGAACUCAAGGCAGCCACAGAAGAAAAAGACUCUGUCGCAAAAGAGUUUGCUGACUUCCAGGCCGCAACAGGAAUCAAGGAGAAGCGUUUCUUGAAGAGUUUGGAUUCCAUGACUUCCAAGAAAGAAGCUGCCGAAGAAGAGCUGGCUGAACUCAAAAGUGGAACCGAAACCGAGACGGCCAAACUGAAGGAAGAAAACCAACAACUGACUGAGAAGGUUUCAACUCUGGAAGCGUCUGCUGCCGAAAACGAAAGCAGGGUGGCAACGGCCAAGAAUAUGUUGGACAGCUUUGGAGCGAAACAGAAGGAAAUCGAAGCUCUUCAGGCCAAGGUAACCGAGCUCGAAGCAGGGCAGGGUCAAGCCACUCCUUUAAACCCAUCGCCUAUGGAAGGUGUCACAGAAGAGAAAUCUGACAAAGCAGGCAGCCGUACGCCAACUCGAGAGCGUUCCCCAACCAGAGAGAAAUCAGAGAGAAAGGAUAGAUCAGAAAAAUCACCGCGACGUCCGGAUGAAAAAGAGAGACAUGAUGACAAACGCCGAUCCGACAGGGAUAAGAUGGGACGGUCCGAAAAGCGUGAAAGGGACAAAGAAGGAGACAAAAUGGGCGAUUUCUCGAAGAAGAGCGAUCACUCGAAGAAGAGAGACGGCAAGGAGAGAGAACGGGACAAGGACAAGGAGAGACGCGAUCGCCACGACAAGGAUCGACGUCGAGAGAAGGACCGGCAUUCAUCUUCCAAAGAUUCCGAAAACAAAGACCGGCCGAAAGACGAACGAGGCAGUAAAGAUCGAGAACGACGCGAUAAGGACGGAAAGGAGAGGUCAUCUCGAGACAAAGAUAAGGACAAGGAUCGCGAGAGACGUCACCGCGAUGGCAAGGAUCGAGAUCGAGAUCGUGAUCGUGGCGGCGAUAGGAAAGAUCGCGAGAAGGAUGGAAAAUCGUCAAGAGACAAGGACAAGGACAGGGAACGAAGGAAAGAAAAAGAGAGGCGGAGUACGAAGCCCCGUUGAGAUCCAUUUGGCUUGCGUCGAUGGGUUCCUUCGACACGCCUUUACGGAUGCUGCAUUGCCGGUGUGUUGCAACUGCCAAAAUGAAUGCGACAGUGGCGAUGACUCUGUGUGUAGCUUGCAAUCAUAUUGCCGCUUGCUGUGCGGGAACGUCUUGCGCCCUAUUGCCGCUGCGGCCCCAAGCUUGUUCUGGCCAAUUGCGGUACGGUGCAAUGAAAGGAACAUCUCGGAACAAGUGGACUUGAGAUGAGGGGUCGCUGAUACGCUUGAUUCUACUCGUCAUUUUGCGCUGCCUUGCUCGUACUGCCAUGUAAUGAGAAACUAGUACCGUAUCGGCAUUUUGUGCCAAGUACAUGUACUUCCGAGUAACGUAUGGUUAAGUGAUGGCUUCCCGCUAGUAGCUAGAUUCUCUUAGCUAUGGCUGAGAACAUAGUUUCCUCAUGCACACUACUGUUCCGAGGCAGCAGCAGCAGCCCAACCCAGCAAUACCGGUAUGUCCUUUAGAGCUUUGAUGCGUCACAUAGUCUUAAUAAUAGGGUAUUUGCAAUUUUAUUUUUCUCUGUCACUCCUUUGUACAGUACAAAAAAUCUGGCUCUGCCGACGUGAGAGGGAUAUUAGU
Molecule: messenger RNA, 8959 nt
Organism: Seminavis robusta
Lineage: Eukaryota; Bacillariophyta; Bacillariophyceae; Naviculales; Naviculaceae
Source: the annotation of a GenBank genome assembly